CUAAAAUCUGCAGAGCAUAUGAAUGAGCAUUUAAAGCUGCUGCAUGAUGAGGUCAGUCCAGCUGUAUUAAAGAAGAAAUCUGAGGAGCACAGCCCUCAAGAGAACAUACUAAAACCGUUUGAAACCAUAGAGCUGCUGAUAUUAGAGGAUUCAGCCUCCAAGGAGACAGAGCUGAACAAUUCUGAACCAACAGAACCAAGAGCUGUGCUGAGAAAUGAAACAAAAAUGAGCAAACCUGAGCCUAUCGAACCAAAGACUAUAAAUGAUAGAAAAUCUAAAGAGAAUAAACUUGGUGAUGUUUACAGUAGGCAUAGAAAGCAUACAUGUCACCAGACAGCUCUGACUGAUGAGAAACAAGAAGGGGAACAUAUUUGUAUAAAUCAGAUGAACAAGAACCUGCCAGAGGCAAAACCCAAGCUGGAGUGUCUGGUUAGGAAGCAACCACAUCAAGCAUCAUCCAGAAUUCCUAUACAAGCGAGAGGAGGGUUAACUAAGUUACCCAUCAGCAAAGCAGACAUUAGCAAUCGUCCAGUUGGGCUUCGAGCUCCUAAAGCUGGCACACAUAGACAGCCAUUUGGAAAACCACUGGGGCAGAACAAGCCUACUUCAUCUCCAUCUCCUGAAAAAUUGUCCCUAGGAGGAGUUGCUCCAGUUAGAUCAACAGUUCCUGCACCAAACAGUCCCACCUCGCCCUCAAAACUUCCACAACUCCAGCUGAUUGGUGCACCUAAGUUCGGGCAGUCAGACCAGCCAAACGUUUCCAGGAAACGUUCUGCAUCCUUAACAAAGUAUAGUGGCUCAUCUCCUGGAAUUUCCUGUCCAGCACAAGUAAAGAAGCAGGUGAUUAAAGGAUCUCCGCUAAACAAGUAGAAUAGUCAUCAAACUGUUGUAUACUAAUUUCAUGAAUGUGAAGAUGUGCAAUAGAAAACACAUUUUUAAUGAACUUUUAUUGAAUCGUGUGAGUUGAUCUCACAUAAAACUAUGCUUUAUUUAUUCUAUUUAGCCAACAGAAAGUUAAUACAGAAUUAAUAUAGGGUUUCCCAUAUACAAACAAGUUUUUCUAAAUAAUGAAUGUGUUAUGUAAAUAGACUUUUAGAUAAAGCUUUAUGAUUGUCCUCAAAGCUAUUAAUAUGUAACUAUGUACUUUUCCAUUCAGCUCAAUAUAAAUGAUCAAUAAUUGGUCUUAUUAAAUCA
Messenger RNA from Puntigrus tetrazona (Sumatra barb), 1194 nucleotides. RefSeq lists its product as uncharacterized. The record is from RefSeq and is a predicted model, not a curated record. Bases 19 to 870 code for a protein of 283 amino acids. NCBI's taxonomy places the organism in Eukaryota, Metazoa, Chordata, Actinopteri, Cypriniformes, Cyprinidae. The transcript has 2 exons.